Messenger RNA from Guillardia theta CCMP2712, 2296 nucleotides. RefSeq lists its product as hypothetical. Bases 1 to 2178 code for a protein of 725 amino acids. The transcript is spliced from 6 exons. The record is from RefSeq and is a predicted model, not a curated record. Lineage: Eukaryota; Cryptophyceae; Pyrenomonadales; Geminigeraceae.
AUGACAAGCUCUCCUAAGAAAGAAGCUUCCAAGCAAGAGCCUUUCGUCUCGCCUACUGCGUCCCUCAAAGCUUACCUUCAGCUCAGCACCUUGAGCUUCGGAGAUGAAGAGGAUGCCUUAGAGAAAGGCGACGAGCUCGGCAGUUGGACCAGGCAUGACUCCCGUAGCAGCCAACCGCAAAGCAGCUUUGCGGACAAGCAGUUCACAGGGAGAGCGCUGAAGAGUCCGGGGAAAGCGAGGAAGGGCAGGAAAAACAGCGGGGGGAACAGUGUGCGAGGGACGGGGAUCGUUCUCAAGGAGGAGGAGGUAAACAAGAGAGGUCAAGGCAAGUCUGAGCAGAGCUCCAAGAGGGAGAGAUACUACACUUGGAACGCCUCUCCUCCCCUCUCCUCCCCCCCCCUUGUCUUGGCUCCUGAGAUCCCAAAAGGAGGAGAGAAGGUGCAGGAGAGGGCUGAAUCAGAAGCAAAACUCGAGCGCGGUCCUCCCAAGUCAGCUGAACCUUCAUUGCGACAUGCAAAGAUCAGAUUCGAGGAGGAGGAAGAGCCGUCAACAGCGGUUGAGCCGUCAAGCAUGACAGCGGAGCAGGAGAGGUCUGCUGCGAGCAGAGAGAGGCAGCGAGUGCCGUCCAGGCAGAAAGACUCUCUGCACAAGCCGCAGCGAUCGAGAGAGCCCCGUCAACGAGCAGACGUCGAUGCGCGGGAGGCGAGGAGGCACAAGGGAAGGUUCCUCAAGAUGCCUGAGUUCGUUCCUCGUCGACCGGAGUCCCUGAAGACCUUCAGCCGGUUGAGCACCCCGUCAGGCUUCGCAAGCAGCAUGCUCUUAGCCGACGAGAUGUCCACCCUCUUCCGAGAGGACGAAGAUCAAAGGCUCGAGCGAAACCUCAACAGCUUCGGGAAGUACGCUCUCGUGCGGCAACUCGAGCUCCAGCUCAAGGAGGCGCUGGACGAAGCUGAUCUUAUCUGGAAGCGGCCGCCCCUGACCGAGGCUCGGAAGAAGGCGUAUGACUUCCUGCUCCCCAAGCUCUUCGACAUCUUCGAUGAGAUUCUUCUGUCCACCGGGCCCUUCGGCAAGGUCCUCAGGACUAUCAAGGAUGAGCUGUACAAGUGUUGCUACAGUGAUGAGCAAGACUACCUCAAGCCCACCGGCCACAAAGUCGCCUGGGUACAACUUGUGCCCGAGAUGAAGCGAGAGCGAGAGAGGGCCUUGAGCGCUCUGACCACGAACGAAGUGUUGUUGAAGCAGACAGAGAAGGAACUGAAAGAGGUGAAGAAGGAAAAGGAGAACCUUGAAAACCAGCUGUUCAACAUUCAGCAAAGGGCCUCGAACACGAACGAGCAAGCAAGCAAGACAGAGUCCCUUCUCAAGAAGAUGAAGGCCGAGUACGAGGAGCUCAAGUACAAGUUCGACCAGCUGCAGAAAGGUUUCCUGCUGGGAGAGCUGCAAGACGACAUGCGGGAGAUGCUGCUGGAAGGAGCCAAACAAGACGCCAAGAUCGCCAACACGAUGGAGAGACAGAGCGCCAUGCACAACCUGAUCCAGCAGCUCAAAGAUGCCAAGGAUGCCAUGCUGAAUGCCAAGGACGAUGUCAACUACUGGAGAGGGAAGUACGAGGCAGUAUCCAAGAGGAUGGAGGCCAUGACAGAGAGCUUCCAAGACAUGUCAAGCGUGCUGGAGAUGACCAAAGAGAAGAUGACGGGCAUGGUGCCCAGCGCUGUGCACGUGGCCUUGAAGCAGCGGUACACGGAGGCUCUCAAGGAGAUCGAGAGCAUGCGGGACUACCAGGAGGCAGAGAAGAAGAAGAACCGAACCCACGAGGCAGCCAAGGAGCGCAAGGACGAGGGCUGGCAGAACUACGAUAAGAGCAGCGAGACCUCGCACCGCUCGACGAGCUCCAUGGCACCGUCAGACCACAAGCACGGGACGGGGAUGGACCGGGACGAUCUCGACACAGACUGGGACACGCGAGAAGACGCUGUGCCCUCUGAAUUCCUCGAUUCAGUAUCGAAGCAGCGGGCCAACCUGGUGGCGAGCUACAAGGCUUACAGGCGCCUCAGCGGCACAUCCGUGGUUGACUGGACGCAACUCAAGAACAUGACCCUCGCUGAGUUCGCGAAGUUGGAAGAGGAUUGUUUCUCGCAGAACUCGCUGUGGGCUCUUGCGCUUCAAGGUGAGAAAUGAGGUGACGAGGGUUGGGAGAUAGGUGGCGAAGGACUUACAGUUUACGAUAUCCGACAUAAGAAAACUAGCUACACAUUUGAACCCCCCAGAUGAUUUCAAGAAAGCAAACCCCAGACCA